This is a messenger RNA of Tribolium madens (black flour beetle), 2329 nucleotides long. RefSeq names its product E3 ubiquitin-protein ligase Rnf220-like. The record is from RefSeq and is a predicted model, not a curated record. The transcript has 9 exons. Gene Ontology annotation, molecular function: metal ion binding; ubiquitin protein ligase activity. Gene Ontology annotation, biological process: protein ubiquitination. NCBI's taxonomy places the organism in Eukaryota, Metazoa, Arthropoda, Insecta, Coleoptera, Tenebrionidae. Bases 65 to 1798 code for a protein of 577 amino acids.
GUGGUCGUUCACGAUGCAUAUGCUAUUUUCGAGUAAGUUGCACUAACGUAAAUAAGGGUAAGAUAUGGAAAAUUCGGCCUAUGUUCCUAGUUCGGGACAUUUGAAUUCUCCAGCCCUUGUAGUGUUUUCCCAAGCUGCAGGUGGGUUACAAGAUGCCCUUCGUAUCCAACGUCCCUUUAAUCCGCAGUUUGCGAUGUCCGAGGCGUCGAAAGAGCUUCAUCGUCCGUUUACCUCUAGUUUCGGUUUGCGUCAUAUGGAGGCCUACAGUGGUCUUCCAGCCCACAUUUUGAACCACCUUCAGCCUCAAUUCCUCCAUCCGGGAUUGUCUCUCGGUUCCGGUGCAUUUCGUCCACUCGCCGAUUUAAAAGCGUUUCCUUCUCCGUCGGCAUUCGCGCCACCAAAGUGUUUAAAAAUCGAAACAAACAGUGAAUCGGUUCACCAUGGUCACGGUAUAUUCUCCCCGUCGGAAGAACGGUUUCUUGGACCAAGUCCUCGAACGGACUCUUGUUCGCCCGCGAGCGCGUCAAUGUCUCCCCAACCCCAAACGACCGUCAAAGAGGAGAGUUUGGAUGCUCACAUGUCGGAAGAUGGGGAUGCGACCCAUGGACAAGCAACAGACAACGACUCGCCUGGAAUUCAUGACGACAACAGAGGAUUUCGGAUAGGACCUUUGUUUGGGGGUGGAUUCACCGGGAGCAGCGCUUACGCGUUCUCUGUGCCGGGUCUUCCUCCCGCCGCCCACGCUCUCGCCAAGACCAGCUUUCUCUUCGACCACGAUUUAGCACUAAAUAAGAAAAAACGGGACCCUUCCUGCUGCCCUAUUUGCGGUAUGACCAUUUCACCAGGAGAUUUAGAAGCGCAUUUAGGACAGGAAUUGGAAGUAUUAUGUAAGAUUAGUGGGACGGGAUUGGCAGCGACCAGAAAAAGGCGCCAAGAACCGGGACGUCCACCUGCUCUUCCAGGUGACAGCGGUCCCGAAGGACGGUGGGAGACUUUCCAAAGAAUAAAAUCAAAUCGACAAGGUCGGCUGCGGAUGAAGACCCGGAAACGAAAAAUAGACGAAGGUUGCUUGAUUUGUGUGGGACGGUUACAUCGAACUCCUGAAGAACUCAAUCUGCAUGUGGAACAAUGUCGAAAGAAUUCUGUGAAUGACGAAGACGAGACCGUGGACGUGGAAGGAGAUUCCGAGUUGGAAGAGUGGGCUGAAAAUCAGCGCCGAAGUUCAACUUCAACUUCAACUUCCAACGCCCCCAAUGGAAACAGUAUUGGUAGUAGCACCGGGAGAGUAACUUCAGAUGCUGACAACGAGGGUGACGACGUGAUCGUCGACGGCGACGAGCCGGAAGAAUCAUCAUUUGGCCCGUCUCAAUACACCGAAAGUGACGUCGUUAUCAAAAACUCGCAAGAUAAGGGUAGCAAAAAAGAAGGGGUGCAGUCGCAAGUCGCCACUGUGAAUUCAAGCGGGGAUGUGGAGGUUACAAUGGAUGUAAUUGUGGAAAGUGACAGUAAUGUGAGCACAUCGGAUGCUGAGCCCAGUAGUAGGACGCAAAUGCUAGAGGAAUUAAGAAAUAGGAUUCGGCCCCUAACCGAGAACGCGGGAGAGACGGCGACUAGCACCGAAACCGAAGACUAUAAAUGUUUAAUAUGUCUGGAGCACUACAAGAAACCGGUUAUUUCAACUGUUUGCUGGCAUGUGCAUUGCGAGGACUGCUGGUUACAUGCCUUAGGUAGUAAAAAUAUUUGCCCUCAAUGCAGUAUGAUUACAGCCCCGACAGACCUCCGACGCAUCUUCAUGUAAGGAAGGAUAUAUUGGAAAGAGCUCAUUUACUUGUACGCAUUUAUGUAAACGCACCGUACUUUAUUAUGCACUAUUACUAUAGCUUAGCUGAAGUUUCGGCAUUUUCGGACAUCAUCAGCCUUUCUAAUCUUUACCAACAUAUCCUAGACAAUUUCUUCUAGUUUUUUUGUGAUAUGUUUUCUAACCAUCCAAAUUUUUUAUUGUUGUUAUCAAUUUGAUUUUCUACUUAAUCACCAAUUAUUGAUAUUAUUAGAAAAACUUAUAGCAAACUGGACAUUAUUUCAACACUGUAGGUAAUAAAUUAAUGUUGGUGGUGAUUAUAAGCAUCUGCGGACGGUUCAUUUAUAUUCCUAUUGUUACAACCAAUGUUGUUAACAACAAAUAUUUUGUUUUGGAAUACCACGUUAUUUUUGUUAGGGUGUUAAACCGUAAUGUUAAAAUUAAAAUAUUUAUGUUACUAAUAAUAAAUAUAUAUUUAAAAAUUUGUAUAAUAUGUCUAUGUACAUUAUCUGUAGAUAUCUCUACGUAUAA